AUGGCGGCCAAUAUCACGGCGCCGCAUUGCCAAUCGGUGGAGGAAGUGCUGAAAUUUUACAACGUGAAGGCCGACCAUGGGCUCACUUCGUCCCAGGUGGAGGAAAACAGAAAAAAGUACGGCUCAAAUGCUUUAGAAGAGCAGGAGAAGAAAUCGCUCUUGGAGCUCAUCAUAGAGCAGUUUGAGGACACCUUGGUGCGAAUCCUGCUAGCCUCAGCAAUGAUUUCCUUCCUCUUGGCCUUCUUCGAUGAGAAGUCUCAAGAAGAGGGUCUUAAGGCGUACGUGGAGCCGUUCGUGAUUCUUACGAUUCUCGUUCUCAAUGCAAUUAUCGCGAUUUGGCAGGACUCCAAGGCCGAAAAAGCUUUGGACGCGCUGAAGAAGUUAGCACCGGAAUGCGCUUUUGUGCUCCGAGAUGGAAACUGGACGACCAUCGAUGCAGAAGACGUCGUCCCUGGCGACAUUUUGGAGGUUAAGGUCGGGGACAAGGUGCCGGCUGAUGCCCGAGUCAUGCGGCUCAAAACCACAACGAUCAAGAUCGAACAGUCUCAGCUCACGGGUGAGUCCCAGAGCGUUUCCAAGGAAAGCGAACCUCUGCCAAAGUCCAAGGAGAAGGACUGCGUCAUCCAGGAGAAGAGCAACCUACUCUUCUCCUCGACUACGAUUUCUAACGGUGCCUGCGUGGCGAUCGUCGUAGCGACAGGGAUGAGCACCGAAAUCGGCAUCAUUCAGGCAGCCGUGACCAAGGCCGGCGAGGAGGAGGAGCAAACGCCGCUGCAGGAAAAGCUCGAUGAGUUCGGAAACCUGCUGGCCAAGAUGAUUGGCAUCAUUUGCCUGCUGGUGUGGGUUAUCAACUACAAGCACUUCUUCGAUCCUGUGCACGGCUCCGUGAUCAAGGGGUGCAUCUACUACUUCAAAAUUGCAGUGGCCCUGGCAGUGGCUGCCAUCCCGGAAGGGCUUCCGGCGGUGAUCACCACUUGCUUAGCUUUGGGCACACGGCAAAUGGCCAAGCGCAACGCCAUCGUCCGAAAGCUGCCGUCCGUGGAAACACUGGGCUGCACUACUGUGAUCUGCUCGGACAAAACCGGAACACUGACAACCAACGAGAUGUGCGUGGUGAAGCUGGCGCUGCCCGACGGCGAUGGUCUGAAGGACUACGACGUCGAAGGCCACAACUACAUGCCCGUGGGCCGGGUUGCGAAGCUCGACAUCGACUGGGGCAAGAGCGAGGCCAUCAAGACAUUGGCCAAGAUCGGCUGCCUGUGCAACGAGUCGAGGCUGCUAGUGGAUGAUGAGGAGAAGUUCAUCCGGAACGGCGAGCCCACGGAAGCCGCCAUCCGGGUCUUAGUCGAGAAGCUGGGCAGUCCCGACCAGGCGCUCAACCAAAGAUGCCUCCAGAAGGAGAAGAGGUCAAAGGAAGAUGCUAUGGCUUUCUCGCAGUACUGGGAGAAGGGCAUGGAGAAGAAGGCAGUUCUGGAGUUCAGCCGGGACCGAAAGUCAAUGAGCGUGUUGUGGCACGACAGCGCUGCUAGCAGCAACGUUCUCUUCGCCAAGGGCGCUCCCGAGAUGCUCGUGAAGCGAUGCUCGAAGAUCAUGCUGCCCGAUGGCAAGGUCGAGCCGCUGACAGACAAGUGGCGGAGUGCCAUUGAAGGCGAGCUCCAGUCCAUGGCGCUGUCGGCGCUGCGAACCAUGGGCAUGGCCGUCAAGUCUGAGGACCUUGGGGAACUCCAGAAGUACGAUGGCUCCGCCAGCCAUCCAGGUCACAAGCUUCUUGAAGAUCCAGCGAAGUUUGCCGAGAUCGAGUCCGAGAUGAUCUUCGUUGGCAUGGUUGGCAUUCUUGACCCCCCACGGCCUGAGUGCAGCCCAGCCAUCGAGGCUUGCCGCGUCGCCGGCAUCAGCGUCAUCAUGAUCACCGGUGACAACAAGACAACAGCCGAGGCCAUCUCCCAGAAGCUGGGGAUCCUGGCGCCCUCCGGGAGCCACAAGGAAAAUUCCUUCACGGGCCAGGAGUUCGAGGCGCUCUCCGAGGAUCGCAAAGUCGAGGUGCUCAGCAAGAUCAUGGAGCGCAGAGAUAUCGAGGGCGCCGUGUUUUCACGUACCGAGCCCAAGCACAAGCAGCUUAUUGUUAAGAUCCUCAAGUCGCUUGACGAGAUUGCGGCCAUGACCGGUGACGGCGUGAACGACGCACCGGCUCUGAAGCAGGCCGACAUCGGCAUCGCCAUGGGCAUAGCAGGUACCGAGGUGGCCAAGGAAGCUUCCGACAUGGUCCUGGCCGACGACAACUUCACGAGCAUUGUGGCCGCCGUGGAGGAGGGCCGAUCCAUCUACAACAACAUGAAGGCAUUCAUCCGGUACAUGAUCUCCUCCAAUGUCGGAGAGGUCGCUGCCAUCUUCAUCACCGCCGCCCUCGGAGUGCCCGAGGGCCUGACGCCAGUCCAGCUCCUCUGGGUGAAUCUGGUAACCGAUGGCCCGCCGGCCACGGCCCUGGGCUUUAACCCACCGGACCUCGACGUGAUGAAGAAGGCGCCCAGAAGGAAGGACGAUGCCUUGAUCUCCGUUUGGUCCUACGUCCGCUACUUUGUGGUGGGCGCCUACGUCGGCUGCGCUGUCGUUGGCAUCUUCAUGUACUGGUACAUCCUGGAUGUCAACGCAGAUGGUCACAGCUUGGUCACCUUAGAACAGCUGCUGACAUGGGGCAACUGCCAGCAAUGGAAGGACUUCAGAGUAAACGACUGGGGUGGAAUGAGCUUCUCUAGCGAUGCAUGCUCAUACUUCACGGACGGCAAGGUCAAGGCUUCCACACUCUCCUUGACGGUUUUGGUGGUCAUUGAAAUGCUCAACGCCUUCAACGCCCUGUCCGAGGACGGUUCACUGGUGCAGAUGCCGCCCUGGGCCAACCCCUACCUCAUCGUGGCCGCCAGCAUUUCCGUGGGCUGCCACUUUGUCAUCCUGUACAUCCCUGGCCUUGCCACCAUUUUUGGCGUCGUGCCAUUGACGCUGCACGACUGGUUGCUGGUGUUGGCCUUCUCCUUCCCUGUCAUUCUUAUUGACGAGAUCCUCAAAUUCAUCGGCAGAAGCAGUGCGCAGGCAUCCCUCAGAGAGAAGGACAAGGACGCCUAA
This is a messenger RNA of Symbiodinium natans, 3117 nucleotides long. The record is from the annotation of a GenBank genome assembly. NCBI's taxonomy places the organism in Eukaryota, Dinophyceae, Suessiales, Symbiodiniaceae.